Molecule: messenger RNA, 1251 nt
Organism: Endocarpon pusillum Z07020
Lineage: Eukaryota; Fungi; Ascomycota; Eurotiomycetes; Verrucariales; Verrucariaceae
Exons: 4
Coding region: 1-1251 (416 amino acids)
Source: RefSeq, a predicted model, not a curated record
AUGUUUAGCAGAAAACCUCAUCACGAGACCAACGCCAACAACGGCGACAAUUCCACAAACUACAACGAUGCGAGCGCGUCUUAUGGCACCGGUUCUGGCAACACUGACAGCGGGCGUGGACCUCACAAAUCCUCGUUGCUAAACAAACUCGAUCCUCGCGUUGAUACCACCACUCGACACCAGCCAAGCGACACUGGUCGCAAUGGCGGUGGAGCGCUCGGCACAAGUGCUCGACAUGACAACACGGGCUACGGCACCAGCAGCAAUGGUCAUGGUGACACCACCGACUAUGGUAGUGGGAUCGCUGGACGCAGUGCAGGAUCUACCAAUGUUGGGCCUCAUGAUUCCAGCCUGGCGAACAAGACUACGCAACAUAAUUCCGGCUACAGUAAUCCGUCCCCAAAUACUGGCUAUGGCGCUGCCAAUUUUGCGAGCGGACCACACAGCUCCAACUUUGCCAACAAAGUAGAUCCUCGGGUCGAUUCUGACAACUUCCGGGGCAACCAUGGCGAUACUACUGGUAACUAUAGCAGUUCCUCUGGCUAUUACGGCAGCAAUACCACCAGUGCGGGCUAUGGCAAUACAGGUUCCACGACGACCAGACCGCACAGCUCCAAUCUAGCCAACAAGCUGGAUCCGCGUGUUGGCUCGGACAAUUUUCGAGGCGACUAUGGCAGUAGUACUGGCACAUACACGAAUGCUAACACCGCUAACACCUACGGCAACAGCUACGGUGAAACAGCGAAUAAUGGUCCUCAUAAAUCGCACCUCAUGAACAAGCUCGAUCCCCGCACUGAUUCUGACAUGGAUGGCUCUCGAAAUACUAGCAUGGGGCAAGACACCAACCAAAGCAUAGGCAAUCCCAAUACCAAAAUCAUGCCCCAAGAGAUAUCUAGUCAUGCUCAUGCCACUGGUGGUCCGGCAGGUGCUCUGGAAGGAAACAUCUCGAACGCCACUGCUAGUGCUAAGGUCUCUGGUGGUAUGGUUCCAGAAGGAUCUGCCGACGCGAGCGGUCCUCUAUCAGCGGAUGCGGGAACCACCUCCUCCAAUCAAGGCGGGCUGAAGGGAGCGAUCAGGAACUUGGCCGGUGUUGGUGGCAAUCUUGACGCGUCUAUAGAUAAUAACAACCAUCACGAUCGAAGUGGGAUGGGUCACCAGCAGGUCAUUAUGGCGAUGGACAUGCUACUUGUCCAGUACCUGGGUGUGAAAGAUGAUGAGAGGAACCGGAGAAAAUGGUUAGCAGCCCCAUAA